AUUCAAACGCAAGUAGUGGAACUGUUUAAACGUUGUUCUCCAGAGAAACGAAAAGUAACAUUUAUACAACUACUAAAUCUACUAGUGUUCAAUUUAAACAUAGUUAAACAAGAGGAUUUCAAUAUUAUUAAAAUCAACAACAAAUGAAAAACAAAUUCAGUGUAAACAAAUAAUAAAUAAAAUUCAUCGUGCAGUAUUUCAUUAAACAGACGGAAUAUAUUUUAUGAAAAAACCAAACGGAUUACUAGAUUUGAAUUCAAAAAAUCAAAGACAAGAAGUGAAAAACUAGUUUUAAAGAAAAGGAGUGAAAAAAAGACUAAAACAAAGCUAAAAAAAGAACUUGCAAUUUAAAUUCCAAGCCCGGUUUUUACGAAAAACUAAAGUAAAAACGGCAGUAAAAAAGUAAUACCAAAACGCAUUCGGCAUACGUUGAGGACAGGAACAAACAAGAAGGAAGGUGUGUUUGUGCAUGUGACUUGAAGCACGUAGAUAUGCACAAAAAAUAAAACGCAGAAUAAGACGUCAAGAGUUGAGGUUCCUUCAAAAGUACAACGUCGACGACGACAAACAAGUCAUUGUGGAGCUCUGGAACAGAGCGGACAUACCAAGCAUACAGCGCUGAGCUACUGGAUUGUAUAAAACAACAGACAACAACGAGAGUGUGAAAACGAAUUUGGAGAAAAAAAGGCAACAAAAAAUUUUGUUCGUUUUUUACAAAAGCCGUUUUUGUGAGUUCGCUAUAACACAGCCAAUCAACCAACACCACAACCACCUUCAUCAUCGUAACUACAGCUGGCCUGUGUUUUUUUUCGAUUUCGAGAGGGGGUCAUCGGUUGGUGGUUGAGAGUCGUUGCUCCAUAGAAGACAACAACGACGACGGCGAGAAUGUUUAAUAAAAAUUUAUGGAAUUGAUUCCGUUGUAAGCAUUUAAACGAAACGGUUGUCGAGCGGUUUGAAAAGAUAUUUUGAAAAUAAAACAAAAAUCGUCAAGAAGAGCGCAGUAAUAAAAACUCAAUAAGCAAAAACAAAAAAGUGCAUGGAAAAAACUAAAAAAAAAAUAAAUUUUGCAAAUAGUUGGAAGUAGACUAAAACCAAAAACAAAACUGGCAAAAAGUGUGAAAGAAACUAAAUCUUAUAAGAAAAUCUAAAGCAAAGCAAAAAGUAAAACACAAAAACAACAACAAAAUGAAUAACAAAGAUUUAAAUGUGGCCAUGCAAAAUGUAUCUAUAAAUAAUGAAUGUUGUUUGAAAACAACAAAAACCACAGCAAUGUCCCCCAAUGGCUGUUGCAGUAGUGCAGCCGCCGCCGCUGCUGGGGGGGCCUGUUGCCAACAGAGAACAGCCUCGUCACAGACGACAUCUACAUCAUCAUCACCAUCACCAUCCUGCUGUAAUGCCAAGUCCUCAAACGCCACCUCCCCUUGCUGCAACGUUUCACUGCCGCCCAAUGGUGCCACAGCAAAUGGCCACUGCCACUGCCGCAGUCAAGAUGAAACAGACAAAUCCGCUGUGCCCAUGGCGUUUGCCUCGGCCGCCGAAGGCGUUGCAUCGCUGAUGAGCCACAAAACCACAAAUACGCCGCCAACGGCCGCACCACCGUUUGCCAGUGCAAGUGUGGCCGAAAAACGCAAAAUGGUGCACGAGUUAUGUCAGCAAUUGAUACUCACGGAUGAACAGAUCAACGAGUUAACGUAUCGUAUCCUCCAUGAGAUCAAACGCGGUCUCGCCAAGGACACUCAUGCCAAGGCGAACGUCAAGUGUUUUGUGACCUAUGUCCAAGAUUUGCCCAACGGCAAUGAGCGCGGUAAAUUCCUGGCCCUCGAUUUGGGCGGCACCAAUUUCCGUGUCUUGCUGAUACACCUGAAGGAGGAGCAUGACUUUCAAAUGGAGUCGCGCAUCUAUGCCAUACCGCAGCACAUAAUGUUGGGUUCGGGCACCCAAUUGUUCGAUCACAUUGCCGAGUGUCUGGCCAACUUUAUGAACGAGCACAAUGUGUACAAGGAGCGUUUGCCUUUGGGUUUCACCUUCUCCUUCCCCCUUACCCAAUUGGGCUUGACCAAGGGUCUGCUGGUCACCUGGACCAAGGGCUUCAAUUGUGCCGGUGUAGUCAAUGAGGAUGUGGUGCAGUUACUCAAGGAUGCCAUUGCCCGCCGCGGAGAUGUACAAAUCGAUGUGUGUGCCAUAUUGAAUGAUACCACCGGCACCCUUAUGUCCUGCGCCUGGAAGAAUCACAGCUGUAAGAUUGGCCUGAUUGUGGGCACUGGCUCCAAUGCCUGCUAUGUGGAGCGUGUGGAGGAGGCGGAAAUGUUCGAUGGUGCUUCCAACGGCAAGCCUCAUGUGCUCAUCAACACCGAAUGGGGUGCCUUUGGCGAUAAUGGUGCCUUGGACUUUGUGCGCACUGAAUUCGAUGAAGAGGUCGAUCGCCAUUCCAUCAAUCCUGGCAAACAGGUAUUUGAGAAAAUGAUUUCCGGCAUGUAUAUGGGUGAGCUGGUGCGUCUGGCCAUUGUUAAAAUGGUCAAAGCUGGUGUACUCUUUAAGGGUCAAGAUUCCGAUGUCCUAAUGACCCGUGGCCAAUUCUUUACCAAAUAUGUGUCGGAAAUUGAAGCCGACGAACCCGGAGUCUAUACCAACUGCCACCUGGUCUUGGAGGAAUUGGGUCUGAACAAUGCCACCGAUGAAGACUGUGCCAAUGUGCGCUACAUCUGUGAAUGUGUUUCCAAGAGGGCCGCCCAUUUGGUAUCCUGCGGCAUUGCCUGCCUUAUCAACAAAAUGAAUGAACCUCAUGUCACAGUGGGAGUCGAUGGCAGUGUCUAUCGUUUCCAUCCAAAAUUCCAUAAUUUAAUGGUAGAGAAAAUCUCACAAUUGGUCAAACCUGGUAUUACCUUUGAUCUGAUGUUGUCGGAGGAUGGUUCGGGUCGUGGUGCUGCUUUGGUGGCGGCAGUAGCUUGCCGCGAGGAUAAUGUGCCGAAAAAGCAUUAGAGGAGGAGGAGGAGGCAGGCGACCAGAGCUAAGUGAACGAAAAAACUGUACUGAAUGGAGUUGAACACCGAAGGCAGAGAAGAAAGAAUAAUUUAAAGGUGUGAACAUAAACAUGUUAUUAUGGAUUUUUAUUUUUUAUGAUUUUUUUUUUCGUAUAGUACAUAUUUAGUUACUAGAAAAACAUAGUUUUUAAUUAUUUUGUUAACUAGUUAGAACUGAGCGGAGAAAUUAUUUGGCUUUAAAAAUUAAAAAGAUAAGCGAAAUAUUAUUGUUUUUAUUUCUAUACAUAUGUUUUUUUUUUACAUAUAUAAUUGGCCUUAAUUAUAAAACACACAAACACUUAGAUACCAUGUAGCAUGUAACAUUAUUAUUAUGAUUAUUAUAGUUUUUUUUUAUUAUUUAAUUUUGAUUUUAUACACAAAUAAUGUAUAAUGUAUAAAGAAAGAAGGAAAGAAAAAACACAAAAUUAAUACUAUGCAGAAAGUGGCGUCAAUAGUUAAAACAAAAACAACAAAAGCAUAGUAUAUAUAGAAGAAUUUAAAAUUAAAUUUAAAAAAAAAAACAAACACAACAAAACGGAAACGUAAACAUUUCAGUGUAUACAUAUAUAAAUAAAAUUAAAAAAAAAAAAAAAAAAUGUAUUUAUAUAGUAUAUCUAUAAAAAAAAUAUUAACAAAAAAAAACAUGAAAGCUUACCAAAUAAGUUUGAAAAUGGUAAACAAUGAGUAGUAUUCAAUUCUCUAUUAUUUUAUUCUUAAGUAAUUUUAUAUGGUUUUGUGUAGUACUGUAGGCCAUAUACGUUCUUACAACUUGGGUGAUAAAUGAGCAAAUAAAUGAAAAAAAAAAAUAAUAAUAAUAAAUGAAAAUGAUAAACAAUAAUAAUAAACUAAAGGAAGGAGCUUUUAUUUGGCCUGAAAGACAUACAAGAAAGUAAAUAAAAUAACUAUCCUUAAUAAAUGAAAGAAACCAGAAAAUCGUUAGAGAAACCAGAUGAUAAAGACAUACAAUUAUACAUUAUACAUAGUAUGUAAUUAUUACAAAAAUGCCACUGUAAAACGAAUGUUGAUUCAAACGAUAAGUUGCGUAUAGCAGCAACCGUAACCGUAAAGUUUGUAAAAUUGUUUAACGAAUAGCACACAUUUAUAUUAUAUAUACAUACAUAAAUACAUUAAAACAAAACAAACUGCAUAUUAUGAAAUAAAUAAACAUCAUUUAUUUAUAACAAAACAACAACAAAAAUAAA
This is a messenger RNA of Stomoxys calcitrans (stable fly), 4222 nucleotides long. RefSeq names its product hexokinase type 2 (gene Hex-A). NCBI's taxonomy places the organism in Eukaryota, Metazoa, Arthropoda, Insecta, Diptera, Muscidae. The record is from RefSeq and is a predicted model, not a curated record. The coding region runs from base 1186 to 2979 and encodes 597 amino acids. Gene Ontology annotation, molecular function: ATP binding; mannokinase activity; glucokinase activity. The transcript has 4 exons. Gene Ontology annotation, biological process: glucose 6-phosphate metabolic process; intracellular glucose homeostasis; glycolytic process. Gene Ontology annotation, cellular component: cytosol; mitochondrion.